This is a messenger RNA of Xyrauchen texanus (razorback sucker), 2594 nucleotides long. It is a transcript of the gene acss2l, whose product is annotated as acyl-CoA synthetase short chain family member 2 like. The record is from RefSeq and is a predicted model, not a curated record. Gene Ontology annotation, molecular function: acetyl-CoA synthetase activity; AMP binding. The transcript is spliced from 17 exons. The coding region runs from base 33 to 2087 and encodes 684 amino acids. NCBI's taxonomy places the organism in Eukaryota, Metazoa, Chordata, Actinopteri, Cypriniformes, Catostomidae.
CCUUUCCUAACACACAUCACAAGGAUUACUUUAUGUCUCCUGUAUCAGACGCCACCAACAUGGUUGUUCCAGGAACUCAAGAGCCCGAGGAGAAGAUAUUCUAUCCACCGGAUGGCAUGUUUUCAGAUGCGCACGUUCCAGAUUUUAAUGCAUAUCUUUCUCUAUACAAAAAGUCUAUUGAAGAACCUGAAGAGUUCUGGGGAGAUGUUGCUCAAGAGUUCUACUGGAAGAAGUCCCCGUCAGGCCCGAUGAUGCAGUAUAACUUUGAUGUAACCAAGGGGGAAAUUUACAUCAAGUUCAUGGAGGGUGCAAAAACCAACAUUUGCUACAAUGUUCUCGACCGAAAUGUGCAUGAAAGGAACCUGGGCGAGAAAGUGGCAUACUACUGGGAGGGAAACUCACCUGAUCAUCACCUGACGAUCACCUACAGCCAACUGUUGAGACAGGUGUGCCGAUGUGCUAAUGCUUUAAAGCUGCUGGGUGUGAAUAAGGGGGACAGAGUCGCUAUCUACCUUCCCAUGAUUCCAGAGCUGGUGUACACAAUGCUGGCCUGCGCUAGAAUUGGUGCAGUCCACUCGAUUGUGUUUGCAGGCUUCUCCUCGGAGUCUCUCUGUGAUAGAAUCAUGGAUGCUCAGUGCAAAGUCCUGGUAACGGCAGAUGGUGUGUACAGAGGGGACAAGCUGAUCAAUUUGAAGAAGAUUGCGGAUGAGGCUUUAGAGCGUUGUAAGGGGAGCCCAACCUUCUCUGUUCAGAAAUGUGUGGUGGUGAAACAUCAUGGCUUCAUAACAAACAGUGAUUCUUCCAACAAACUACAGACACCAUGGGAUGCAGAGUGUGAUAUAUGGUGGCAUGAUCUUAUGGACGGUGCGUCAGAUGAGUGUGAACCGGAGUGGGUGGACGCUGAAGAUCCUCUGUUCAUUCUGUACACCAGCGGAUCUACCGGCAAACCCAAGGGGGUUGUCCACAGCGUCGCUGGUUAUAUGCUCUAUACAUCACUGACCUUUAAGUAUGUUUUUGAUUAUCACCAUGACGACAUUUACUGGUGCACUGCAGACAUUGGCUGGAUCACAGGCCACUCCUACAUCACAUAUGGCCCAUUAGCCAAUGGAGCGACGAGCGUGCUCUUUGAAGGUGUGCCGGUGUAUCCACAUGUGGGCAGAUUGUGGGAGAUUAUUGAGAAAUAUGGAGUGUCUAAAUUCUACACGGCGCCCACCGCUAUUAGACUGCUGAUGAAAUACGGCAAAGAGCCACUACAGCGGUAUGAUUUGUCCAGUCUACGUGUGUUGGGUACAGUUGGUGAACCCAUAAACCCAGAGGCUUGGCUUUGGUAUCAUGAGGUUGUGGGGCAGCAGCGCUGUCCUGUUAUCGACACAUUUUGGCAAACAGAGACGGGCGGCCAUGUUUUGACCCCACUUCCUGCUGCUACACCACUGAAGCCGGGAUCUGCUACAUUCCCGUUUUUCGGAGUUCAGCCCGCCAUUCUUAACGAACAUGGAGAAGAAUUAGAGGGGGAGGCGGAGGGAUACCUGGUUUUCCGGCAGCCCUGGUCUGGAAUGAUGAGGGGUGUAUACCAGGAUCAAGAACGUUUUGAAAACACCUACUUCAGAAAAUUCCCAGGAUUCUAUGUGACAGGAGACGGCUGCCGGCGUGACAAGGACGGAUAUUACUGGAUCACAGGAAGAAUUGAUGACAUGCUCAAUGUCUCUGGUCAUUUGUUGAGCACGGCAGAGGUGGAGGCGGCUCUAUCUGAGCAUCCAUCGGUUGCGGAGGCCGCGGUUGUCAGUCACCCACAUUCAGUGAAGGGAGAGUGUAUGUAUUGCUUUGUCACGCUCAAAGACCACCAAGAGUUCAACCGUGCGCUCAUUGAGGAACUAAAGAGGAAAGUGAGGGAGAAAAUCGGACCAAUAGCCACACCAGAUUUCAUCCAGAAUGCCCCUGGUCUCCCCAAAACACGUUCAGGUAAGAUCAUGCGACGAGUUCUUCGACAGAUCGCCCGCAACGAAAAGGACCUGGGUGACCUCUCAACCCUGGCUGACCCCCAAGUCGUGGAAGUUCUGUUUAGCCAAAGAUGUGAGGCAGCUGCGUGAUAACGGGCUAAUCGCUCCUCGCUCUGAUGGUUUAGAUGCCUCAGUAACCCUGUGUGUGCUCGCCCAGGGUUAAAGACAUUGGGUUUGGGGUUAGAAUGGGCACUUAGAUCAGAUCUUAUGGGGUGUAACUUUCAAAAAUCUGCCCUAAAUACAGAACAAAAACUGCUUGAUUACAAAUCACAAAUGAUAUGCCAGAUCUUCAUGAAAUCCUGGGUCACAUUUGUCAUCAGGACACACUUAUUGCCUUUAUGAUUCAUUUUGUAAGUUGAAUUUAUGAAAUGUUUAAGUCUACUUUAUUGUUUUGUUGCAAGUUAAAUCUCUGCUCAUAUGAAGGAGUGUUUGGUUUAUUUUUAGGAACUGGUUUUAUAUCACAAACUUUGACACUUUAUGAUGUUGUUCACAUUGCAGAUAAAAUGUAUCUACUUGAUCAGCAUAUAACAGUAAUCACUGGACUGAUUGUUGUGUUUAUGUGUAAUAGUGUCUAUGAAAUAAACAUAUUGGAAAAGG